Molecule: messenger RNA, 808 nt
Organism: Apodemus sylvaticus (European woodmouse)
Lineage: Eukaryota; Metazoa; Chordata; Mammalia; Rodentia; Muridae
Product: L-lactate dehydrogenase C chain-like
Exons: 5
Coding region: 57-794 (245 amino acids)
Biological process (GO): carboxylic acid metabolic process
Molecular function (GO): L-lactate dehydrogenase (NAD+) activity
Source: RefSeq, a predicted model, not a curated record
UCCCCCUGCCGACAAAAGGUGUUUAAUGUCUUGACCAUCGGAGCGGGUAUUCACUGAUGUUUCAACUCUUCAGGCUCAACAUGUCCACCGUCAAGGAGCAGCUAAUUCAGAACCUAGCUCCGGAAGAAAAACUUCCCGGCUGUAAGAUCACUGUAGUCGGAGUUGGAAAUGUGGGCAUGGCGUGUGCUAUUAGUAUUUUACUGAAGGGUUUGGCUGAUGAGCUUGCUCUUGUCGAUGCUGAUGGGGACAAACUGAGAGGAGAGGCACUGGAUCUUCUGCAUGGCAGUCUUUUCCUUAGCACUCCAAAAAUCGUCUUUGGAAAAGACUACAGUGUAUCUGCCAACUCCAAGCUGGUUAUUAUAACAGCUGGUGCAAGAAUGGGGCCUGGAGAAAGUCGCCUUAGCCUGCUCGAACGGAAUGUUGCUAUCAUGAAAGCCAUUGUUCCCGGCGUAGUCCAAAACAGCCCGGACUGUAAAAUACUGAUUGUCACAAACCCAGUGGAUAUUCUGACGUACGUGGUGUGGAAGAUAAGCGGCUUCCCUGUCGGCCGUGUGAUUGGAAGUGGCUGUAACCUAGACUCCGCUCGUUUCCGUUACCUGAUUGGGGAGAAGCUGGGCGUCAACCCUACAAGCUGCCAUGCCUGGGUCCUAGGAGAACAUGGGGACUCCAGUGUGCCCAUAUGGAGUGGUGUGAACGUUGCUGGUGUAACUCUGAAGUCACUGAACCCAGCAAUCGGAACUGACUCAGAUAAGGAACAGUGGAAGAAUGUUCACAAGCAGGUGGUGGAAGGGUAAUAAUAGUUAUGCGA